GCGGUGCUGGGGCGCUGGCUCAGUGCUGCGCUGAGCUGCUGGUGGGACAGGGUAUCCCAGAGAGACCCCUCUGCCCAGGGCUGAAUCCUUUUUCCCUGUCAGACUGGCCCGUGCUCCUCCUCGCAGAGAUGGAUUAUGCCAAGUCCCUGAGCUUGCGCCUGGCUGCCCCUGUCUCCAAAUGUGUCUCGGCAAGCGCCUCCAUGACCCAGCAGCUGCUGUCGAGCCCGGCCCCACGGCCUCGACCCUAUCGCAUCUGCAACUGGGACCGCAGCCUGCGCAAGGGCAUCAUGGCACACAGCCUCGCCGACCUGCUGCGCCAGGCUCAGAGCGCACUGCUGGCCCCGGGUCCCGUCUCGCUGGUACUGGAUGAGGAUGGCACAGCGGUGGAGACAGAGGCUUUUUUCCAGACGCUGGAGGAGGGAACAGUGCUGAUGGCCCUGAGCAAGGGGCAGAGCUGGGCUGCCUCCAAGACACCUGGGUACCAGCUCAGCCUGUCCCGCAAGCCCCCCCGCAGGAUCGAUGUCGCCUGUGUCACCUUUGACCUCUACAAGACCAACCCGCGGGACCUGGGCUGCCUCAAUGUCAAAGCCACACUCUACGGCACCUACAGCAUGUCCUAUGACCUGCGCUGCUAUGGGGCCAAGCGGCUGAUGAAGGAAGCCCUGCGCUGGACACUCUUCACCAUGCAGGCCACUGGCCACGUCUUGCUUGGCACCUCUUGCUACAUGCAGCAGCUCCUGGAUGCUACAGAGGAGCCGAAGGAGGCAGAGAGCAGCCCAGUGCUGCAGAACCUCCUGCCCCACAGCCUGCCCCCUGUGCCCCGCAGGAAGACACUGCAGUGAAGGUCAGGUGGCCUGUCACCCCUUCUCUGUCAUCAUCCCCAUCCCUGGGGGUCCCAGCACCCUGCUAGGUCAAUGCCUGGGGGGAGGGUGCUGCAGUGCCCAGCACAGCCUCUCCUUGGCCAGCCGCUCUCUGUAAUAUCUAUUAUUCUGUAAAUAUAUUUAUUUAAGUAAAGCUCCUGUGCCUUCA
Molecule: messenger RNA, 1029 nt
Organism: Columba livia (rock pigeon)
Lineage: Eukaryota; Metazoa; Chordata; Aves; Columbiformes; Columbidae
Gene: CIDEC
Product: cell death inducing DFFA like effector c
Exons: 5
Coding region: 129-842 (237 amino acids)
Biological process (GO): regulation of apoptotic process; apoptotic process
Source: RefSeq, a predicted model, not a curated record